Molecule: messenger RNA, 936 nt
Organism: Tarenaya hassleriana
Lineage: Eukaryota; Viridiplantae; Streptophyta; Magnoliopsida; Brassicales; Cleomaceae
Product: CRIB domain-containing protein RIC4-like
Exons: 3
Coding region: 260-769 (169 amino acids)
Source: RefSeq, a predicted model, not a curated record
CUCUCUCCCACACAAUCACUGUUCCUUUGUUGGGUGGGGGAAUUACAAAUUCCAAAAGGGAAUGAUUAUAGCUUCCUUACAAAGCCAAAAACACCGCCACAAAUAUAAAUCUCAGUGAUCAUUCCCCUUUUAUCUUCACUUCCAUUUCUUAUCACUACACACACAUAUAUAUAUAUAUACAGACACAUGUGCAUUUCAGUCUGAAUAUAUACUAAAGAUUAAUUUGGUUUUGUAUCAUCGAGUUCGAAAAAUCUCGAAGAUGAAAGAUCGAAUGGAGCGAUUCGUGAUUCUUCCCUUCUCAUUGGGUUGUUCAUCGCAAUCCAGCGUCGACGUCGCCAACACUCACCACCACAGCAAGAAACCUAAUCCACCCAUCAAAAGAACAGAAGAAGAGGAAGAGGAAGAAGGAGAAAGCUCGAAACAUGAAGAAGAAGAAGAAGAAGACGAAACUAAAAUGGAUGACCCUCGUGGCAAUGAAUCUGAAGCUGUCUCUCCAAAGCACAUUGGUAAUAAUAAUAAUAAUAAUAAUAAUAAUGAUAUCUCAGUUGGGAUCUUCAGAUUCAUUAGAAGCUUCAAGACUUUCUCUCACAGCUUCUUCAUUCGUUACGGAGAUUCGACGGAGGAAACGGAGGCCGAGAUGGAGAUUGGAUUCCCGACGGACGUUAAGCACGUGACCCACAUCGGAAUUGACGGAACCAUGACGACUUUUGACGUCGCUUCGACGCCGUCUUCUUUUCCGUUUGGCCGUUUCCAACUCGCCACCGUUUGAUUCCAGACCGCCGCCAUGUAAUAAACCCGGUUUACUACUAUAUACAUUAGUUUUGAAUAGCGCUUUUGUUAGAUGCCAAUCAUAAACAUGUGUGUGAUGUUUUAUAGUAACUUGUAACAUUUUGUUUUUUCAUACCGAAUAACGAAUAAAUAUAUGCUUUUGUUCUU